GGUAGAUGCAGGCAGGUACAGGUAGGUGUAGGUAGAGCAUCUCUACCAGUACGAUUCGUCCAAGUAACUCAGUUCCACAAACAUAUAAGGCCAUGUAACUGAGUCAAGGUACUCAGUAACCAAGAAAACACCGUUGGAUUCUCCAUCGUCACGAUCAAGUACCGUUGUUUAUUCGGUUGACACGCUUAUAUGUUAUUACAAAUCAUUAUUUCACACGAAAUUGUACAAGAAGCCGCUACCAGUAUUGUGCGCGCAAGUGAAAUGUGAUAGAAUUUCUCUCAUGGUUUUUUUUGAAAAUUUCACCCGAACGUUUAAUUCAACAACAGGACUUUUUAACCGUACGAUAAAAUUCUACCUACAAUAAAACAUAAUCAUAAAUGGCGCGUUUAUUACACUUUCUAGUCAUAUUUACCAUUUUAUUUCAAUCGUCGUCAUCCGAUGAUGACGUGAAAUCGAAUAGCAUAGAAGAAGGAAAUUUAGAGACUUACGCUGAAGUAGCUUCAGACUUGUUACAAGAUCCAAAUGUUCAAAAUCUGGGAAGUGUGGUAAACGAUUUCAUCCAAUCGGAAGGUGGAAAGAACAUUGGAGACGCCUUGCUGGGUUCGAUCAAUAAAGAAGCAGCAGCCCAACAAAUUUUACAAGGAUUGGGAUCGAUAAUAAACCAGAAAGAAGGUCAAGGGGUCGAUACAUCAUCGAUCUUGGGAAACGUUAUCGGAAAUGCAAUCAAGUCAAGCUUGGAAUCUAAAGGCAAAGAUGAAAACUCCGAAAAGAAAUUGGGAAUAAAUUUAAAUGCAGAACUAUUAGGGACGUUAGCUCAAAGUUUUCUAAGUGGUGGAUCGAAAAAGGAAAACAAGGGAAUCGAUAUGCUGUCGAUACUAUCGAUGCUAGGGAAAUUUAUGAAUCAAGGCGGAGGAAAAGACGGAAGCAACAAUAUCCUCAACUUAAUCACAUCCGCUAUGUCGCUCAUGAAUAUUGAGGAUCAAGGGGGAGAGAACGGUAAUAAGAACUGGUUUAUCCCAGCAUUAUUAGAAAAGGUUUAUAAUUUCAUCACUACCUUCAUAAACUCCGACACUGGUAAGAAACUGGCCAAAAUGACUUUGGGCCCAAAAGUUGCCACUGCCUUUCUCGACAAAAAUGGACAGUUCAGUACGGCUAGGACUAUGGAACUAUUACAAAAUCAUUCCUUUAGGCGACACUGGAUUGAAACGAUAACCAAAAGAAUUGCUACCUUGGUAGCGUAUUUUACUAAUCCAGAAACUCAAACACGGUUUGUUAAAACGAUUGAAUUUGUCCUUAACAAUUUUCUUAAAAAUCAGCAAUUCCCCAAAGCCGCGCUUUUUGAUCCCGAAAGGCUUGAAGAAACGAUAACAGCCAUAAUAAAUUACGCAUCCACUAAAUAUUUAAACCAAAAGAUUAGUGCAAAACAGUACGUGAAACCAGCAGUACAAUACGUCCGAGAUCUAGUGAGGAUAGGCCAAAAGAGAGGAUUGUUUGGCUCAGGAAUUGACUCCAAAGAAUUUUCCGAUAAAUUAGCGGACACAAUUAAUUUGGAAAUUAUAGAACCUGUUGUCCGAGUGUACAGGGCGUUCCAGUUUGUAAAAACAAAUGCAAUAUGUGACAAAUACAUAUUUUGUCUUAUCAACCAAGAGAAUCCGAACGACCCUAUCACUCUUCCGGGGUUAAAAAAAGGAUUAAGUAGGGCAACGAGUCUUAUGGUAAGCUGGUUUGUUACCAAGCAUUCGGGUACCUCGUUUUGGACUAUUUAUGAUAUUAUAACGGAAGACAAACACAACUGUAAGACGUAUUACCAGCCCAUCUGUAACAACUUUCACGUAGAAGAAGAAAAAGUAACAACAGAAUAUGUACAUAACGAAUUAUAGUUGUAAUUAAACGAUAAUAGAAAAUAAGAAAAUUUAUUGUUAUCAUUUUUUUAAAUGUACCAGGUAUCUGUAAUUUUGUAAGUUGUACAUAUAGCUUCUUAAUAUAAAAAUUACCCAUUC
Agrilus planipennis (emerald ash borer) is the source of this 2000-nucleotide messenger RNA. RefSeq lists its product as uncharacterized. The coding region runs from base 378 to 1880 and encodes 500 amino acids. The record is from RefSeq and is a predicted model, not a curated record. The transcript has 6 exons. Lineage: Eukaryota; Metazoa; Arthropoda; Insecta; Coleoptera; Buprestidae.